Messenger RNA from Drosophila takahashii, 2664 nucleotides. RefSeq names its product chorion peroxidase (gene Pxt). NCBI's taxonomy places the organism in Eukaryota, Metazoa, Arthropoda, Insecta, Diptera, Drosophilidae. The record is from RefSeq and is a predicted model, not a curated record. Gene Ontology annotation, biological process: response to oxidative stress. Gene Ontology annotation, molecular function: peroxidase activity; heme binding.
UUAGAUUGCGAGUUUUUUUUAUUAAUAUCUCUAUAGCUUAAUUAAAUCAAUCAUAGCCCGCAAAUGUUAAUUUAAACGCAAAAUGAGUCGCAUUUGGUUUAUUUUGGUGCUUUUAUUUGUGACCCAAUUGGGCGAAUCACAGGCGGCGGUAGUUUCCGUGCGCCAAAACCGUUUUAAUGAAGUUCCAGAUCUGCAGACUCCGGCGCCAGUGGCUAGUUCUACGGAAUCCACUAAGAAAACAGAAACAGUUACCAGCGGUCUGCUGAAAAAAUGUCUUCCCUGCAGUGACGGUGUGAAAUGCGUGCCGCAAAUCCAAUGUCCCGCCCACGUUCGCAUGGAAAGCCACGAAAAGCCGCAGAUUUGCGAUCUGCCGGCUGGAAAAUUCGGCUACUGUUGCGAGACGGGACAGAAUCACACGGCCCCAAAAUUGGAGGAAACCUCCGCCAAGGAGCGUCGAUCCGGAAUUCCCACCAUCCUGCCAACUUCGGUUUUGGAUGAGGCACGUCGCAAUUUCGAGCACCUGAUGCACGGCAUUGCUCAGAUUCCUGUGCGCCGAGGUUUUCCGGCCUUUUCCCACGGCCUCGUGUUCCAUUCGACGGCCAAGGAUGAUCUGCACAACUUUGCCAUUUCGAACAGUGCCAUAGAGCAGGUGAUGACCACCCAGUUGUUUGGCAAGAAGGAACAGGUGCCCGUGGACGAUUUCAUCACCAACAAUGUGCCCGUCAAGUUCACGGAGACCCCGUUGGCCCAGCACUGCCAGCCGCCUCCGAUUUGCAGGAACGUUCGGUCGUUUUAUCGCAGCUUGGAUGGCACCUGCAACAAUCCCCUGCCACAGCGGUCGCUGUGGGGCGCUGCUGGUCAGCCCAUGGAGCGCCUGCUGCCCCCCGCCUAUGAGGAUGGGAUCUGGACACCGCGUGCCCACUCCUCCGACGGCACUCCUCUCCUUGGCGCCCGCAAGAUCUCACGCACCCUGCUCUCGGACGUUGAUCGUCCACAUCCCAAGUACAACCUCCUCGUGAUGCAGUUCGGACAGGUCGUGGCCCACGACAUUUCACAAACCGCUUCGGUGCGUCUCGAGGAUGGAAACCUGGUGCAGUGUUGCUCCGCCGAGGGAAACGCUGCCCUGAGUCCUCAGGAAAGUCACUUCGCCUGUAUGCCGAUCCACGUGGAACCGGAUGAUGAGUUUUUCGCAGCUUUUGGAGUGCGUUGCUUGAACUUUGUUAGGUUAUCCCUGGUGCCCAGUCCCGAUUGCCAACUGAGCUACGGCAAGCAGAUGAGCAAGGUGACACACUUUUUGGACGCCUCUCCUGUUUAUGGAUCGAGUGAUGAGGCAUCUCGUAGCCUGAGAGCCUUCCGUGGCGGCCGUCUGCGAAUGAUGAAUGACUUUGGGCGGGAUCUGCUGCCGCUGACGAACGACAAGAAGGCCUGUCCCAGCGAGGAAGCCGGAAAGUCCUGUUUCCACUCGGGAGAUGGACGAACCAAUCAAAUUAUAUCUCUGAUCACCCUACAAAUUCUCCUGGCUCGCGAGCACAAUCGUGUGGCGGGCGCAUUGAGUCAACUAAAUCCUUCAGCCAGCGAUGAGUGGCUUUUCCAGGAGGCUCGACGCAUUGUCGUUGCCGAGAUGCAGCACAUCACCUACAACGAGUUCCUGCCCAUUAUUAUUGGGCCGCAGCAGAUGAAACGCUUCCGUUUGGUGCCACUGCAUCAGGGCUAUGCUCACGACUACAAUGUCAAUGUGAACCCCGCCAUAACCAACGAAUUUUCGGGCGCUGCCUAUCGCAUGGGCCAUUCCAGUGUCGAUGGCAAGUUCCAGAUUCGCCAGGAGCACGGCCGCAUCGAUGAAGUGGUCAAUAUUCCGGAUGUGAUGUUUAACCCUUCGCGGAUGCGCAAGCGCGAGUUCUACGAUGACAUGUUGCGCACUCUAUACAGCCAACCGAUGCAGCAGGUGGACAGCUCAAUCAGCCAGGGACUCAGCCGUUUCCUCUUCCGUGGCGACAAUCCAUUUGGACUGGACCUGGCUGCCAUUAACAUUCAACGAGGACGCGACCAAGGACUGCGUAGCUAUAAUGAUUACUUGGAAUUGAUGGGGGCACCCAAACUUAAAACCUUCGAGCAAUUUCCCAGUGAGAUUGGCCAGAAGCUGUCCCGCGUUUAUCGCACCCCAGACGACAUUGACCUGUGGGUGGGCGGCCUGCUGGAGAAGGCCGUCGAGGAUGGAGUGGUGGGAGUGACCUUUGCUGAGAUCAUAGCCGAUCAAUUUGCCCGCUUCAAGCAGGGCGAUCGCUACUACUACGAGUACGACAAUGGGGUUAAUCCUGGCGCAUUCAACCCUCAGCAGUUGCAGGAGCUGCGCAAGGUGACGCUGGCCCGCUUGCUAUGCGACAAUUCCGACCGUCUCACUCUUCAAGCGGUGCCAUUGGCCGCUUUUAUACGAGCUGAUCAUCCUGGCAACCAAAUGAUUGGAUGUGAUGAUCCCAACCUGCCUGCUGUUAACUUGGAGGCAUGGCGCACUUGAGUUAAUGUUUUAAAUUCAUUUUUAAUUUAUUUAUCGAGUUUUUAAACUGUAUUUAUAUGGGCGAAUGUUCCGCCGAAUUGUAUAUCCCCGUUUUAUGUAACUGCGGCUCAACAAAGAAACCAAAAUAAAGCCGCGAUCGAUAAAGCUGA